Molecule: messenger RNA, 473 nt
Organism: Thlaspi arvense
Lineage: Eukaryota; Viridiplantae; Streptophyta; Magnoliopsida; Brassicales; Brassicaceae
Source: the annotation of a GenBank genome assembly
GCAUGGGAACAAAGUUCGUUGAGCGAACUACGACAAACUCACUUGGAUUGAAGAGUGUUGAUUGUAGUGGAUUCAUCAGAUUUGGUGUUAAUGGUCAACGAAAAUCUUCAAAGGAGACGUUGACAGAAGACAAAGAGGAGGAGGAGGAAGAAGGCGUUUUUGUUAUCAGGUCAAUGGAUAGGUUUCUUGAAAAGCAAAAUGCUGAAUCCAUCAGACAUACAAUGCAAGCCCAAGAAGAUAUAUUUAAGCAACAGGUACGAGAGCUACACAAAGUAUAUAAUAUACAGAAAAUGAUGAUGAACCAACUCAAACAUAGAAGCCAAUACUGUACUAUUAACAACCAAGACCAAUCCGGUUCAAGGGAGACAACCGGAAGCUGUUCAGGCAUAGACCUCGAAAACGUGGUUAGAGCCAACAAAACGAUGACGGAUCAUAUCGAAGAGAGUGAAUUAGAGUUGACAUUGAGCAUUGGA